UCAACAUGCUCACUACGCUCACGUCCGUAAUCAUCGACUUGUGUUAUGACAAGAAAUUAAGGACGUGCAUUAAGAAGCUCGCCACUGUGGACGACACGUUGGAAGAGUUGGGCAUUCCGAAAAUGUACCAAGAGAUGCGCAUGUGGUCGAAACGGGUGGUAGCCGGAUGGGUCGUGUACAUAUUCUUCACAAAUACUUACGAUUCCUUCUGGUGGCGGAGCGUAAUGCAGUCUAAUUGGGCGUAUCUCAUAUCUCAUGCGAUGAAUCAUUGUUUUCAUGUCAACCUAUUCGUGGAUUUGACCUUCAUCUUCUUCAUGUGGUAUAUAGGCACCAGAUUCGACAAACUUAACGAAAAUGUACGAGGUCUGCUGGUGAGCGAGGAGCACAGCUUGAGGUGUACGUGGAAGAAAUCAGUGGUUGCUGUUUACCGAUCUACCUUGUAUGCCGAUAAUUACAAGCGAAUGUUGUGGUCCUCAAUGUAAAUGGGCAUCUUCAGCUAGAAUUAUGUCGCAUCGCGCGUGAACUGAACCUGAUAUUCGGAGCGCAGAUGACUUUGGGGAUGUUGACCGAUCUCUUAGGCUUAACGUCAG
Messenger RNA from Odontomachus brunneus, 590 nucleotides. RefSeq lists its product as uncharacterized. The record is from RefSeq and is a predicted model, not a curated record. Lineage: Eukaryota; Metazoa; Arthropoda; Insecta; Hymenoptera; Formicidae. The transcript has 4 exons. Bases 6 to 482 code for a protein of 158 amino acids.